Molecule: messenger RNA, 1069 nt
Organism: Dunckerocampus dactyliophorus (ringed pipefish)
Lineage: Eukaryota; Metazoa; Chordata; Actinopteri; Syngnathiformes; Syngnathidae
Product: olfactory receptor class A-like protein 1
Exons: 1
Coding region: 1-945 (314 amino acids)
Biological process (GO): G protein-coupled receptor signaling pathway
Cellular component (GO): membrane
Molecular function (GO): pheromone receptor activity
Source: RefSeq, a predicted model, not a curated record
AUGGACCUGUGUGUGACCAUCAAAGGCGUCUCCUUCCUCUUGCAAACAGGUAUGGGCAUCUUGGGGAACAUAGUGGUUCUGCUGGCUUACGGCCACAUCAUCUUCACCGAGCCCAAGCUGCUUCCUGUGGACAUGAUCCUGUGCCAUCUAGCCCUUGCCAACCUCAUGCUGAUGCUGACCCGUGGUGUGCCACAGACCAUCACGGUGUUCGGCCACACCAACCUGUUCAACGACCCGGGCUGCAAGGUGAUCAUUUUCAGCUAUCGCAUCAGUCGGGCGUUGUCAGUGUGCAUUACCUGCAUGCUGAGUGUGUUCCAGGCGGUAACCGUCGCCCCCGCUGGGUCACACUUGUCCAGGCUGAAGCUUUCCCUUCACUCCCUGGUACUUCCCACCUUUGCUGGACUCUGGUUGCUCAACUCGGCCAUAUACUUUCAAACUUUUUUUCAUGCGAAGGCCCCACGUAAUGGCACCAUCCCCGCCUUCACCAUCAAUGUGGGCUUCUGCCACGUGGACUUCAGAAACAGCCUGACCUACAUCAUAAAAGGAGUAUUAGCCUCUGGAAGGGAUUUUUCCUUUGUGGCCCUGAUGGUGGCCUCCAGCGUUUACAUGCUCCUGCUGCUCCAUCGCCACAGUCGCCAGAUGAAAGCAAUCCGUCGUUCCCAAGGCAGUGGGGCGAAAACCAGAGCAGCCAAGACUGUGGUUACCCUGGUGGUCCUGUAUGUCUUCUUCUUUGGUAUCGAUAAUGUGAUCUGGAUCUACAUGCUGACUGAAACCAAGGUACCCCCGGUGGUGGCUGACAUGAGAGUGUUCUUCUCCUCCUGCUAUGCUUCCCUCAGCCCGUACUUCAUCAUCUCCUCCAACAAGAAGGUCAAAGCCAAAAUCAUAUGUGUGGCCGAGCAAGACCAACCAGCAUCAAUGGACACUCAGGCGUCACAUGAUAAAUGACUUUCUUUUUCUUGACGCUUUUAAAUGUCCACCUCCUACCACUGAGCUUUACUGUCUCAUAGAUAACCAAAUCACAAGUAGCUAUCUUUCCAAAAUGUACACUUUGAGUUAUUGUUUUUAUUCU